Perca flavescens (yellow perch) is the source of this 1220-nucleotide messenger RNA. It is a transcript of the gene lto1, whose product is annotated as LTO1 maturation factor of ABCE1. The transcript is spliced from 6 exons. Lineage: Eukaryota; Metazoa; Chordata; Actinopteri; Perciformes; Percidae. Bases 214 to 639 code for a protein of 141 amino acids. The record is from RefSeq and is a predicted model, not a curated record.
CCCGCAGGCUGCAGCGAGAUGGACUUGCCAUCCAGAGCAACGGGAUCUGUUGGUCCAUUCUUAUAUACUGUCUAUGGGUGCAGCCACUAUGAGUGUGUGCAGACUCUGUGACUGUUCCCCUCCAGACAGCCAGGGAGCAGCACUGCUCUGAUGGCGGAGAAAGCAGUUCCGGCUGCCUGCUGGAAAUCGAAUAAGAUUGUAAGUUAAGUGAAGAUGGCUGGCGGCUCUGAAAAUGAAGAUCUAUUUGACACUAUUCUUCUAGCGGAUGAAAGGUUCCGAGGGGAGGGCUACCGGGAGGGAUUUGAUAAAGGGACUCGCCGAGGACUGCAGGACGGUCGCAGACAUGGAGCCGCUCAUGGGGCAAAGCUCUCCACUGAGAUUUCAUUCUAUUAUGGGUUUGCCAUCACAUGGAAAUGUCUCCUCCAACAUAAUACAGAUGUCAAAUCAAGGAAGCGUAUGAAAGCACUGGAGGCUCUCCUGGGUUUGAUCCAAAACUCCCCUCAUGAUGAUCCGCAGUCUGAAAAGCUACAGGAGCACAUGGAAAGACUUCGUGCCAAGUUCAGACAGGUCUGCUCUAUGCUGAGUGUCCCGGCUGACUUCAACGAUCACAUCAAAACUUGUGAAGGGACUUCUUUCUGAACCCAGGCUGAUGGGGAGGAUGUGCUGAGACCACUCUACGUCCUGGACAGAAGACAGCAAAGUCCUGUCCUGGGCUUGGUCUGCAGUGGAUUCAUUUCAGGGUCUGCAAGUGUGAAGCAGGGACUGCAUCAGUUUGGCAGUCCUCUUUGAGAUUAGUCUUUGCCUUCACAUUCUGGUGGGAAAGUCUAACUUGUAGGAAAGUCCACGGCCCGCAUUAAACUGGAAAAUCUCAGGAGACGACUGCAGCCACUGGAAUGGAGUCCCAGUAAGAAAGAAAUGGUGUAUAUUUUUCUUGUUUGACUGUGGUAAAUGAGUGGAUUUAUUGCAGUGAUGUUGAAGCAACUGAAUUGAAAUCGAACAAAGACACAACAGAAGCAAAAGACACCAAAAUAAAAUCUUGGAACAUAAUUUGCUUUUUGGUGUCCUGAGUGUCUGUAUUCUUUUUUUUUUAUAUUUUGUAUUCUGUAUUUCUUUACUGAACUACUGUGACUAAAUAAUAGGAGAAACUAAUGAUAGUAACUAACUGAAUGACCAAACUGAAUUUUCCCAAGAGGGAUUAAUAAAGUAUAUCUUCUCAUGUG